AGUAUAACAAAUCCGACAGCGGUUGAAGACUAUCAUCGGUUGUCGACGAACAGCUAUAAUAGCCUAUCAUAGUUAUCGUCCUUUAUCGUUCAACAUCCCGUCGAAAUGGAGCCUCACAGCGAUUGCAGAAACAGAACAAUGAGCAAAUCAGUCAGGCUAUACUUGCACUACGUGUUCUAUCACCCACGCUUGGUUUGCAGGAUUAUGGCUUCGUUGAACGGGGUAUUUUUCAUGGCACUUAGCUCGAUUUUGUUAUGCAAGAUAUGGUAUGCCGUAUAUUCCAAACAUCAAUCGUCUCUUACUUCCAAGCCUAGUAACGAUGACUUAACUUUUGGUUUGGAUUUACAAAUACCAGUCGGUUUGAUGAAUAAAAAUGAAGAUAAAGUGAUCACCAAAUCGUUGUUCAAUUUGUGUUUUACUGGUAUGAUGCUUCUUGUCAACAUUCGUCUGUAUAUGGCAACCUACAAUAGAGAUCUUUGUAGCAUUUCCAUUUGGUUGUUUGUACACACAACGCAUAUGUUGUAUUCAUUAUCCAUCAAUUUGUGGGUCGGAGUUGCCAAAGGUUAUAAUUCACUUAUAUAUCUUGCUCUAUUUAAUACUUUGCUUUAUCUUCUGUUCAUAUCGUUGGUGGCAUUAUUUUGGAUGGAAGAGCGGUGCAGCAUGCGCAUUCCAAUGCGCGCUAACGAGAAAGCAGGAACAAGCCAGGAGCGUAUGGCUUAAGGUUAAGGUUAUAAUAUAAAUAUAACAAAAUCUAAACUCAUUAGUCAAUUUAGAAUACACAGGAUAACCAAUCAUGUAAUAAAUAUAAUAUUAUUUAUUAUAAGUAAGAUAUUUUAUAGGUACCUUUAUAAUUUAAACAUAAAAUGAGAGGUACCUUUGUCCAUUAUAUAACAAUAUAUAUACUAAGUAACAAUAAGAUUCCAAGCGUCAUAGAUCAAACAAAAUACAAAAUCUCUUACAUUACAAUUUUUAUUUAAGUAAAAAAA
Messenger RNA from Myzus persicae (green peach aphid), 986 nucleotides. RefSeq lists its product as uncharacterized. The record is from RefSeq and is a predicted model, not a curated record. The coding region runs from base 106 to 720 and encodes 204 amino acids. Lineage: Eukaryota; Metazoa; Arthropoda; Insecta; Hemiptera; Aphididae. The transcript has 5 exons.